This is a messenger RNA of Hirsutella rhossiliensis, 678 nucleotides long. Its product is annotated as tim17/Tim22/Tim23/Pmp24 family domain-containing protein. Bases 1 to 678 code for a protein of 225 amino acids. The record is from RefSeq and is a predicted model, not a curated record. Gene Ontology annotation, cellular component: peroxisomal membrane. The transcript has 5 exons. NCBI's taxonomy places the organism in Eukaryota, Fungi, Ascomycota, Sordariomycetes, Hypocreales, Ophiocordycipitaceae.
AUGUCCUCGUCCCUAGACGGCCUCAAGGCCGCGCUGGAGCGCAUCGUCGCCGAGCCGCGGUACCACGAUCUCCUGUCACUGCUCAAGACAGCGCGCAACGGUGCCGUGUAUGGGACCAAGGUGCGGUUCCCGCAUGCUCUGGUCAUGAUCUUUUUGUUUCGGUCUGGAACGUUCCGACAAAAGGUCUCGCUCGUGCUGAGAGCGACGAGGAAGCACGCAAGCAACCUGGCGAGGUUCGCGACGAUAUACAAGUUGACGACGCUGGCGCUCAAGCACUUUGGGCCGACGCCGGGCAAGGAGGGCCCCUACGACUCCUUCUUUGGCGGCCUUCUCGGCGGCUAUAUCGUCUUCGGGCAGCGGUCCAAGCGGUCGGGCAAGAUUUCGUCGGUCAAUCAGCAGAUUGUCGUCUACAUCUUUGCGCGCGUGUGCCUGGCCCUGGCGCGGCUGGCCGUCAAGCCGGGCCACGGCCUGCCGCGCGUGUCGAGCGAGCCGCUGCACUCAGCCGUCAACUACUAUGCCUGGCCGGCCUUCGCCUCGCUCUCGUGGGCGGCCGUCAUGCUCCUCUUCCGCUACCACCCGGAGGACCUGCAGCCCAGCCUGCGCAGCAGCAUGACGUACAUUUACAGCGACUGCGACCACUGGGACUCGUUGCGGACUCUGCUGUGGCACAACAAAUAG